AUGCGCUCAAUGAUCCGACGUCGUGUUCAGAUUCUUCCCACGAAUUGCCUGUCUGCGCCUCUGUUCUGUGUUGCCAUGUCUACGCAGUACUGCGUAAACAGCACAUGACUGUCCGCUCCCAACCUCAUUCAAAUUCUCGCGCCUUUGUCCAAUUCUUUCCCGGCUUGUUUCUCUUCUCUUGGUUUUUGCCCUGCUACUGACGAACACAUUGCCGAAUGAGAAAGCGCGACGGCCGCUCGCUGGGCGUGCACAUCACAUGACGACGGGACGGCUGCACUCAUAGAGGUGUCUCGAUCGAUUUCUGACCGUCACUGCUUACAAUAACAUCGCUCUUUCCCCGUCUACCUUCGAAUUCCGCGCUGUCUUCUCUUUUCUGUUUCGGCGCCAGUAUCUCCCCAUUCCGCUGCGACCCCCCCCCGUGGCCUAACUUUUUCCGCGGUGGACAUAGAAAUCCUGCAAAACAACAGUGAUUCGCAGUUCACCUUAUCAUGUUACCGAGUAAUUUCGAAAUACAGUUUUGGUUGAUUGAUAAAACCAAAAUCGUGACAGCAAGAAGAAUUCGGUCGGCAGUUCGUCGUAUCCCUUCCCUUUCUCUCACUUUUCAGUGAAAAAUGAUUUAUUAUUGCCGGAAGUUGCCUGGGUUUCUUCUAUUUUGGGCGGUUCUUGCGCCACUGAAACUUUUUGGGGGUGAACCCAUUCCCGUCUGUCACCAGUUCUCCGAUCUACUUUAAACCCUUCCGUUCGUGCUAUUCUCACCGAAUUCGGCCGUUAUCCCUUCCAAUGUUGUUUUUUUCAGAACUAGGGCCUGCUGAUCGAACGUACCAUCAUCAUCAUCGUUGUGUGAGUGACUGUGAGAGUGUGUGCGACAGAUUUUUGGCUUAAUUUUCAAGUUUCACUGCAAACUUUUCAACGUACCCAUUGUCGCCGUUUUUUGUGCGUGUGCGUGAGUGUGAGAGACUGAACCGACUUUUUGAAACAAGACUGGUAAGUGGUUGGCGGAAUUCAAGACAAAGUGUGAGAAAAAUAUGAUUUCAGAAAAGAAAUGGCUGCGACAGCAAUGGAUGUGCUUUCCCAAGCAAAGCAACAAUUCGCUCAAGGCGACCGAAUCGAUGUGGCUCUUCUGGACCAAGUGGUUGAAAUUAUGAACCGAAUGAGCGGAAAGGAGCAGGCGGAGGCCAAUAUGAUCCUCAUGAGUCUCAAGGAAGAUCGUGAAUCGUGGACAAAGGUGGACGCGAUCCUCCAGUUCUCUCAGCUGAAUGAGUCCAAGUACUUUGCUCUUCAAAUCUUGGAGACAGUCAUCCAGCACAAGUGGAAGUCUCUGCCACAAGUGCAACGUGACGGCAUCAAGUCGUACAUCAUCACGAAGAUGCUGGAGCUGUCCUCCGAACAAUCGAUCAUGGACCAAAACCAGCUGCUGCUGCACAAGCUGAACCUCGUGCUCGUGCAGAUUGUGAAGCAAGACUGGCCGAAGCAGUGGCCAUCGUUCAUCACCGAUAUCGUCGAAUCGUCGAAGACUAACGAGACUGUGUGCAUCAACAACAUGAACAUUCUGAGCUUGUUGAGUGAGGAAGUGUUCGACUCCGGAUCGCAAAACCUGACCCAAGCCAAGGAGCAACAUCUGAAGCAACAGUUCUGCGGACAAUUCCAGGAAGUUUUCACUCUUUGCGUCAACAUUCUGGAGAAGUGCCCAUCUAAUUCAAUGGUGCAAGCCACGCUCAAGACGUUGCAACGUUUUCUGACGUGGAUUCCGGUCGGAUACGUCUUCGAGACAAACAUCACCGAACUACUCUCCGACAACUUCCUUUCGCUCGAAGUCUACCGCGUGAUCACUCUUCAAUGCCUAACGGAGAUCUCGCAGAUUCAGGUGGAAACGAACGACCCAAGUUACAACGAGAAGCUGACCAAGAUGUUCUGCUCAACUAUGCGCCACAUCAGCACCGUCUUGAGUCUUGACAUAGAUCUUGCGGCCGUCUACAAGGAUGCUUCCGAUCAAGAUCAGAAGUUCAUCAACAGUCUUGCUCAGUUCCUCGUUGGCUUCAUCAAGGAGCAUGUGCAUCUGAUCGAAGUGACCGACGAGCCACUCACUGAAUCGAAGGCGAUGAUUCGUGACUCCCACGACUACGCCAUUCAACUGCUUCUGAAGAUCACAUUGAUCGAAGAGAUGGAAGUGUUCAAGGUGUGCCUCGACUGCUGGUGCUGGCUUACUGCCGAGCUGUACCGUAUCUCACCGUUCAUCCAACCGAGCACGCUCUACGGAAUGAUGAAUCAAAUGCGUGAGCAUCCACGUCGCCAGCUCUACCGCGAUUAUCUCUCUGUUCUCCGCUCGACGAUGAUCUCCCGAAUGGCCAAGCCGGAAGAAGUUCUGAUUGAGGAGAACGACCAAGGAGAAGUGGUCCGUGAGAUGGUCAAGGACACCGACUCGAUUGCUCUCUACCGGAAUAUGCGCGAGACUCUCGUCUAUUUGACGCAUUUGGACAACAAGGACACAGAAAUGAAAAUGACGGAGAAGUUGGCGUCACAAGUGAACGGAGGAGAGUUCUCUUGGAAAAAUUUGAAUCGUCUCUGCUGGGCUGUCGGGUCGAUCUCCGGAACGAUGGUGGAAGAAGACGAGAAGCGGUUCUUGGUUCUUGUCAUACGCGACUUGCUUGGUCUGUGCGAACAGAAACGCGGAAAGGACAACAAGGCGGUGAUUGCCUCGAACAUCAUGUACGUCGUCGGACAGUACCCUCGCUUUCUCAGAGCUCACUGGAAAUUCCUCAAGACGGUUAGCAGCAGUUUACAUAUGAGUUCUUUCCUAUUUUGUUUUUUUUUCAGGUGAUCAACAAGCUGUUCGAGUUCAUGCACGAAACUCACGAAGGAGUACAAGACAUGGCUUGCGACACGUUCAUAAAGAUCGCCAUCAAGUGCAAGAGACACUUUGUGAUAGUUCAGCCGGCCGAGAACAAGCCGUUCGUCGAGGAGAUGCUCGAGAAUCUAACCGGAAUCAUAUGCGAUUUGUCGCACUCUCAGGUGCACGUCUUUUACGAGGCCGUCGGACACAUCAUUUCGGCGCAGAUAGACGGAAACCUUCAGGAGGCGCUGAUCACCCAACUGAUGGAAAUUCCGAAUCGCACGUGGAGCGACAUCAUCGGCGCGGCCUGUGCAAAUGACAGCGUUCUCGAGGAGCACGAGGUGAGCAUUUUUAGCGGUUCAAUCAAUACGGUUUUUUUUAGAUGGUUCGCUCAGUUCUCAACAUUCUGAAGACAAACGUGGCCGCUUGCAAAUCGAUCGGAUCGGCAUUCGUUGUUCAGCUCGGAAACAUCUACAACGACCUGCUGUCGCUCUACAAAAUUCUGUCGGAGAAGGUGUCCCGUGCGGUGACGACAGCCGGAGAAGAGGCUCUUAAAAAUCCGUUAGUGAAGACGAUGCGAGCUGUGAAACGAGAGAUUCUGAUCCUUCUGUCGACGUUCGUCUCGAAGAACGCCGACGCGAAGCUCAUUCUCGACAGUAUCGUUCCUCCGCUCUUCGAUGCCGUUCUCUUCGACUAUCAGAAAAAUGUUCCACAGGCCAGAGAGCCAAAGGUGCUCUCUCUGCUCAGCAUUCUUGUCACCCAGCUUGGGGUAAGUCAAACUUUUAUAGAAGGUAAACUUUUUAUUCUUUUCAUUUUCAGCCGCUCCUCUCCCCACAAGUUCCGAACAUUCUCGGUGCUGUCUUCCAGUGCAGUAUCGACAUGAUCAACAAAGAUAUGGAGGUAGUUCAUUCACAAACUUUUUCCCUCCAUCUAUUCACUAUUUCAGGCAUUCCCAGAGCAUCGUACCAACUUCUUUGAGCUUGUUCUCUCUUUGGUGCAGGAGUGCUUCUCGGUCUUCAUGGAAAUGCCCCCGGAGGAUCUCGGAACAGUCAUCGAUGCUGUCGUCUGGGCGUUCCAACACACUAUGCGCAAUGUGGCAGAGAUUGGUAAGUUUGUGGGAAUGACAGACAAAAUUCAGAAUAUUUUAUUGGCUCUUAUGACUCAAUCGCAAGUAUUUAAUCACAUCCACAUCCGCGUGUCGAUCCUGUCCUCCAAUGACUUUGAGUCGAGCUCCAUACUCAUUGAAUCCUUUUUUGAAGUGGUCAGCUUCCUCUUGAACUGA
Messenger RNA from Caenorhabditis sp. 36 PRJEB53466, 4112 nucleotides. Lineage: Eukaryota; Metazoa; Nematoda; Chromadorea; Rhabditida; Rhabditidae. The record is from the annotation of a GenBank genome assembly.